AAGGGCGUGAACAGUGAGCAGCAAAGAUGGGGAUUUCACUCUUCCUUUGGGCUCUAGUGGCAGUAAUCGUAAGAAAUUCUGAAGGGGCUGGAACUCCAGUGCCGGUUGAUAUUGAGCGUCACUGGACUGGGGGAUUUAAUGGAAAGUUCUGUGUGCCAGUAGUAAAGGAAUUGUCAUCAUGGAAAGCAGAUUUGAUAUUUGACCAGAAGAUCAAUUCCUUGCAGGUAUGGACAGCAGAACUUACUGAAAGUAAACCAGGAGGUAAAGAGUUCGUACUGACGAAUAAAGCAUGGAAUGCUGUUGAACACGUUGGGGAUCAAAUCUGUGUAGAAUUUCAAGGUCAUGGUGAUGGUGAUAUUUCACCUAAAGCUACAGUAACAAUCGAAGGCAUGGUUGUUACUCUUCCACCAACAUUUGGUCCUGAUUACACUGGAACCACACCGUCCAGACAAACAUAUAAACCACAACCUACCUUUGCCUCGACUCCAGAUCAGGUGACACCACCACCAGGAGGAUUUGAAAUUAAAGCUACAGCUCCAAUGCAGGUAUUUAAUGAUUGGCCAGAACGACACCGUGUAGAAGGCGAAUUCCACUUUGACGGUCCAUUUAACGGUUGGGAAGUCAAAAUCACAUUUGGUUCAGAAGUUAGAGCCAUGGAGGUUGCAUUUGGAGAUGUUGUAAGUUACAGUAAAGAUGGUACUGAAUGGAUUAUUGUUAAUAAGAUGGACAAAGGUUUGUGGCAUAGUGGCGAAACACUGAAGAUGCGAUUCUUUGCUAACUAUGUCGGUGUUAAUAAAGCACCAACUGCAACUGCUGUCUUGAAAGAUAUGGGAAAAGUUGUCGUGGAAAAGCUACCACCUAUAGUCGAUGCCAAAUCGCAGUGCACUAAAUACAACUACGAUGAUGUUAUCAGAAAAUCUAUCAUGUUCUACGAGGCUCAAAGAUCUGGAAAAUUACCCAAAAAUAACAGAAUAAAAUGGAGAGGAGAUUCUGGUUUAAAAGAUGGUAGUGAUGUUGGUGUUGAUUUGACUGGUGGAUGGUAUGAUGCCGGUGAUCAUGUUAAAUUUGGAUUUCCUAUGGCCUAUUCCACUGCUAUCUUAGCCUGGGGUUUGAUAGAAUGGAAAGAAGCUUACGUUGAAAGUAAACAAUUGGACUACAUGUAUGACUGUAUCAAGUGGCCCCUUGAUUAUUUCCUUAAAGCUCACGUCAGUAAAUAUGAAUUAUACGUACAGGUUGGCAGUGGUGGUUCUGAUCACGGUUUCUGGGGCAGGCCAGAAGAGAUGAAGAUGGCCAGACCUUCAUAUAAAAUUGAUGCAAGUCAUCCUGGAAGUGAUGUAGCAGGAGAAACUUGUGCUGCUUUUGCUGCAGGAUAUUUGGCAUUUAAGGAUAAAGAUCCUAAAUAUGCUGCUCAAUUGAAACAACAUGCUAUAGAUUUAUAUGAUUUUGGUAUGAAGUAUAAAGGACGAUAUACCGAUACAAUUUCUGCUGCUUCAGGCUACUACAAGUCCGGAAAUAUGACAGAUGAACUCUGUUGGUCAUCACUGUGGAUGUACCAGAUAACUAACGAUGCUAAAUAUCUAACAGAAGCCGAGAAAUGGUUCCAACCGGGCGCAGCUUGGGGAAUGUCAUGGGACGAUACACAAGCAGUUAACCAGGUUUUAUUGUAUAAAUUUACUAAGAAAGAUAUUUAUAAACAAGCUGUUGAAGAAACAUUUAAAUAUUGGAUGCCUGGUGGAACAAUAAAAUAUACACCAAAAGGAUUGGCCUGGAGAUUACAAUGGGGUUCUCUUAGAUAUUCAUCCAACAUGGCAAUGGUAGCUUUAAUGGCUGCUGAAGCCGGAAUUAAUCCAGAGAAAUAUAGAGCCUGGGCUAUGUCACAGAUUCAUUAUGCUUUAGGUGAUACAGGUUUUAGUUACGUCAUUGGUUUUGGUGAUAAAUAUCCGUUAAGACCCCAUCACAGAUCAGCAUCAUGUCCAUGGCCACCUGCACCAUGUUCACCAAACGUUGUCCAUAGACCUGAAGCUAGUGUCCAUACCCUGUUUGGGGCUUUAGUUGGAGGUCCUGAUGCCGGUGAUCAAUAUAAAGACACUAGAGGGAAUUAUAUUAAUAAUGAAGUAGCUACUGAUUAUAAUGCUGCUUUCCAAGGAGCCGUAGCGGCUUUGAGAUCACUAGUCACAAGGAAACUUCACCCAGAACAGAAAGCAGGAACGGCAAAAUGCUGAAUCACUCCAGGGUGUGUUUUGUUGUUAUAUUAUAUAAUAAUUAUAUAAGACGAUGAAAUAAAUAAUAAAA
Patella vulgata (common limpet) is the source of this 2292-nucleotide messenger RNA. RefSeq names its product endoglucanase 4. Gene Ontology annotation, biological process: carbohydrate metabolic process. The transcript has 15 exons. The record is from RefSeq and is a predicted model, not a curated record. Gene Ontology annotation, molecular function: polysaccharide binding; hydrolase activity, hydrolyzing O-glycosyl compounds. Bases 27 to 2222 code for a protein of 731 amino acids. NCBI's taxonomy places the organism in Eukaryota, Metazoa, Mollusca, Gastropoda, Patellidae.